Molecule: messenger RNA, 1567 nt
Organism: Phymastichus coffea
Lineage: Eukaryota; Metazoa; Arthropoda; Insecta; Hymenoptera; Eulophidae
Gene: Pez
Product: tyrosine-protein phosphatase non-receptor type 14
Exons: 7
Coding region: 270-1565 (431 amino acids)
Cellular component (GO): cytoskeleton
Molecular function (GO): protein tyrosine phosphatase activity; cytoskeletal protein binding
Source: RefSeq, a predicted model, not a curated record
AGUAUUGACAUUUUGAAUUAUAAGUAUUUUUUUAAAUAGUUGAGGAAAUUAUUUACAAAAUAGAGCUGACAACGCUGCUUGUGAGUUUGUGAUUUGUGUUUAUGGAAUUUAUGAGGUUAUAUUUGAUCUUGUCAAUGAGAUAGUCAGUAUAGUUAUUUUUAAAAUAAAAUCGUGGAAAAUUAUGUAAAUUAAUGAGAAAUAGCAUGCUCUUAAAAUAAUGAAUAAGCAGAAAGUAUUGUUUUUAAUAAAAACUCUUUAUUGUCAAUAGAAUGCCUUUUAAAUUCCACUUGAAAAAAAGUCGUCAGUACAACGUUGUUUCUAAAAACCAGUAUGUAAUAUGCGUUGAACUUCUAGACUCAACGUCUAUAGAAUGUACUCUGAGUAUCGACAGUCUUGGUCAAGAAUGUCUGACCAGUGUAACACAAAGACUAGGCUUAGGCCAGCCAGAAUUUUUUGGUCUAUGUUAUGUAUGCAGACAUGGAACUCCAGCACCAAAAUGGGUGGAUAUGGAUAAACCAUUAAAAAGACAACUAGAAAAAGAUGCUAAGAGUUUCAAUCUAUAUUUAAGAGUAAUGUUUUAUAUCACAGACAUUCAGUAUAUUCAAGAUGAAAUUACAAGGUACCACUACUACCUGCAAUUGAAAAGUGAUAUUUUAGAAGAUAGAAUAAAUUGCCAUCCUCAACAAGGCACAUUAUUGGCAAGUUAUUCAAUGCAAGCAGAAUUUGGAAACUAUGAUGCUGAGAGGCACAGACCAGAAUUUCUUCAACAGUAUACAUUUUUCCCAAAGUCAGUAAUAGACGCUGAAUCUGGUGGGCAAGAAACCCUUUUGAAUAGUUCACUUUGCCAAUAUAAAAUGUUAUCAGGCAUAACACAGGCAAAUGCUGAAGAGUACUACAUUACAAUGGUAAUGCAAUUGGAAGGAUAUGGACAUGAAACAUUUACGGCAAAGGAUGAAAGUAAUACAGAAAUUGUUCUUGGCAUUUCAAUAAAUGGCAUAAUGGUGUGCUAUCCUAGUUUGCAAUCAACACAUUUCUACAGAUGGAAAGAUAUAAGUAAUGUAAUAAAUCAUAAAAAAACCUUCAGAAUAGAAUGUCAAACAGAAAUACAAUUUGCUAAACAGUUUACUUUCCGAGAAUCACGUAGUGCGAAAUAUAUGUGGCGACUUUGCAUAGCUCAACAUACAUUUUACAUGCAACAUCAACAAAUACCACAGCCACCGGAUCGAAUGGCUAAUACUUAUUUUGAUAAUGAAACCAAUGACUCCAGCGAGCAAACUCCGUCUGUUAAUUUGGACACUACUGGAACGGAAGAUUACACUCGCUGGACAAGUUAUAAUGAUCUUUCAACUUCUCCUUGUCCAGUCGUUUCAGUGUCAACAACAGAUAUUAACAAUUUACGUGCCUUAUUGCCUUCUUAUCGACCAGCACCGGAUUACGAGACUGCUGUACAAAUGAUAUGUAAUAAUGGUGGAAAUAACUCACAGCCUUAUUAUGCUAAUCAGUCUACAAUUGUUGGAGCUGAUUUAUGUUUGAUAGGCAAUGUCCAUAAUCCCAACAGAUAUUAAAU